UUCCAGAAGCAAAAGAAAGAGAGUCCCAGCCCCACACAGUCAUGGAAAAAUAAGGAUUUCCAACAAAAAUUCACACAGCUUCUACUUCUACACAAAUCUAAACCCAGAGGCUAUGAUUUUCCACUCUGGAUGAAGAAACAUGAGGGUACAAAUGAUCAAAAACAUUUGAUUGAGGUCAUAGACAUAUUUGGCCCAGGCCCAGGUACACAGGAAGAGGCUCUCACAGUCGUACUGCAUGGGGUUGCUGGAAUCGGGAAGUCAACCCUGGCCAGGCAAGUGAGGAGAGCCUGGGAGGAAGGCAGGCUGUACAGGGACCGCUUCCAGUAUGUCUUCUACUUCAACUGCAGAGACCUGGCCCAGUCCAGGACACUGAGUCUCCCUGAGCUCAUCUCAAAAGACUGGGAUGGCCCUGCAGCUCCCAUUGGACAGAUCCUGUCUCAGCACAAGAAGCUGCUCUUCAUUCUUGACAACUUGUAUGAACCAAAAUGGAACUUGGAGCAGCACAGUUCUGAGCUCAGUCUGCACUGGAGCCAGCAGCAGGAGGUGCACACACUGCUGGGCAGUUUGCUGAAGAAAACCUUACUUCCUUGGGCUUUCCUGCUCAUCACAGCUCGGAUCACAGCUCUGGGGAAGUUCAUUCCUUCUUUAAAGCAGCCACGCUGGGUGGAGGUCCUGGGAUUCUCUGAGUCAGCCAGGAGGGGCUAUUUCUACACAUACUUCACAGAUGAAAGCCAAGCAGUUAGAGCCUUCAGCUCAGUCGAAUCAAACCCAGCACUCUUGACCAUGUGUGUCAUGCCCUUGGUGUCCUGGCUGGUCUGCACUUGCCUGAAGCAGCAGAUGGAUCAGGGGCAAGAACUCUCACUGACCUGCCAGAUGACCACUGCCCUCUGUCUGCACUACUUUUUCCACAUUCUCCAAGCUCAGUCUCUCAGGACUAAACUGUGGGACUUCUGCUCUCUGGCUGCUAAGGGCACCAGGCAAGGAAAGACCCUAUUCAGCCCUGAGGACCUCAGAGAAAAUGGGUUAGAUGAGGACAUCACCUCCACUCUCUUAAAGAUGGGUGUUCUUCAGAAGUACCCCACCUCUCUGAGCUACAGCUUCAUUCACCUGUGUUUCCAGUUCUUUGCAGCAAUGUUCUGUGCUUUAGGAGAUGAGGAGUUAAUAAACAUCAGAAGCAUGAGAGACUUGACAGAGGGAUAUAAGAUGGAGGACAUGUUUGGGGACCCAACCACAUGUUUCCUAUUUGGCCUUUUGAGUGAGCAAGGGAUGAGAGAGAUGGAGAACAUCUUCAAAUGUCAGCUGUCUCAGGAGAGGCAUUACAUGCUGCUGCAAUUGGCCAAGAAAGAGGUCAACCACACACAGCAGAGUCUACAUCCAUAUUGUUGGCACUUGCUCCACUCUUUUUAUGAGAUUCAGAAUGAAAGUUUUCUGAUAAAAGCGAUAUCCAGUGUCCCUGAAAUGAGGAUAUGUGUCCAAACUGACAUGGAGCUCCUGGUAUUCUCUUUCUGCAUUAAAUCCAGCCAGCUUGUGAGGUGGCUUCAACUGAAUGAGGGUGGACCACACAGACAAGCACAAAAACCUUCAGGUGUCAUUCUGUCCAGCUUGAGCCCAUUUACAGAUGCCUGGUGGCAGAUUUUCUUCUUCAUUUUCUAUGUUGAUGGGAGCCUGCAGGAGCUGGACCUGAGUGGAAACUUCCUGAGCUGCUCUGCAGUACAUACUCUCUGUGAGGCCCUGAAAUGUCCUCACUGCCACCUGAAGACCCUGAGGUUCAGUGACUGUGGCUUCACCCCAGAGGUCUGCCAGGAACUGGCCUGUGGGCUGAGCACCAACAGGAGCCUGACCCAGCUGGACCUGAGUUUCAACAAGUUCCUGGAUAUCAGAGCCCAGCACCUUUUCCAGAAACUGAAAGCGUCCACCUGCAAGCUGCAGCAAUUACUGCUGAUCAGAUGUGGCCUCACCUCUGGCUGCUGCCAGGACCUGGCUUCCAUGCUCAAUGACAGCCCCAGCCUGACAGAGCUGGACCUGCAGCAGAACGACCUGGGUGACCUUGGUGUGAAGCUGCUCUGUGAAGUGCUCAGGAAGCCCACCUGCCAACCCAGGCUGCUGCACGUGGAUAAGACCCAGCUGAGUGACAAGGUGAAAAAGAUACUGAGGGACCUGAAGCAGGAGAACCUUCACCUUGGAUCUUAUCCACAGACAGGGGCCAGAAGUGAAUGCACUGAAGCAGCUUCCUCAGAGAUCUCAAGGAAUAUGAGUGCCUCUCUGCCCAGGAAGAAAAGACUGAGUUUCCCUAAAGAGGACCCAGUGACUGAAGAUGACUUCUGGGGCCUCACAGGGCCUGUGGCUACAGAAGUGCUCAACAAAGACAAGAGUCUGUACCUAGUUCACUUCCCCAUGGCUGGCUCCUACCAUUGUCCCAACACGGGUCUCCACUUUAUAGUGAGAAGGCCAGUGACCAUUGAGAAUGAAUUCCAUGCCUGGAGACAGUUCCUGGACCAGAUUGUCCCACAGCACAGCUGGAUGGUGGCAGGGCUUCUCCUUGACAUCAAGGCGCAACCAGGAGCUGUGGCAGCUGUGUACCUCCCUCACUUUAAAGAUCUCCAAGGAAAAAAUAUGAACAUGUCCUGGUUCCAAGUGGCCAACAUGAAAGAGGAGGGGAUAGUCCUGGAGAAACCAGCCAGGGUGGAGCUCCACUAUGUAGUCCUGGAGAACCCCAGCUUCUCCCCCAUUGGAGUUCUACUGAGAAUUAUCUACACUGCCCUGCCCAUUCCCAUUGCCUCCAAUGUGCUGCUCUACCAUCAGCUCCAGCAUGAGGAAAUGACCUUCCACCUCUACCUGAUUUCCAACAACUGCUCCAUUUGCAAGGCCAUAGGUGAUAAAGAAAGGAAGUUCCAAUUUGUGCGACUACACAAGCCACCUCCGCUGAGCUCGCUCUACAUGGGCUCCCGAUACACCGUGUUUGCUUCACAGGAGAUGGUAAUAAUCCCUCAGGAACUGGAGCUCUCCUAUCAGAGUCCUGGGAAUGCCCAGCUCUUCUCUGAGUUACACGUUGGGCAUUUGAGGUCAAAGAUCAGCCUGUACCUAAGACAGAAGGAAGGUGGAACUCCAGUAUGGGAGGCCUUGGUGAAAUCAGGAGACCUCAGACCUGAAGCUACUCUGGUCCCUGCACACCAUACAGGUGCCCCAGCUCAGCUGCACUUUGUGGACCGGCAUCAGGAGCAGCUGGUGGCUCGAGUGACUUUGGUGGACCAAGUCCUGGACAAGCUAUAUGGACAAGUGCUGAACCAUGAGCAGUAUCAGAAGGUGCGGGCUGAGUGCACCAAUCCAGAUAAGAUGAGGAUGCUAUUCAGCUUCAGCAGCUCCUGGAACAAGAACUGCAAAGAUAAACUCUACCAAGCCCUGAAGGAGUCUGACCUUCACCUGAUUAUGGAUAUCUGGGAGGGGUGGGGCCAUGGAGGAGAACCGGGAAGGCUCCUCACCUGA
This is a messenger RNA of Phyllostomus hastatus (greater spear-nosed bat), 3483 nucleotides long. RefSeq names its product NACHT, LRR and PYD domains-containing protein 1-like. Gene Ontology annotation, molecular function: protein binding. The annotation marks the transcript as partial. Lineage: Eukaryota; Metazoa; Chordata; Mammalia; Chiroptera; Phyllostomidae. The transcript is spliced from 13 exons. The record is from RefSeq and is a predicted model, not a curated record. Gene Ontology annotation, cellular component: canonical inflammasome complex. Gene Ontology annotation, biological process: regulation of apoptotic process; innate immune response; inflammatory response.